GGAGGAUUAAAAAGAAGCCAUCCUGUGCCGGAAUUUCCCAUCGGGGCUUUCUUUUUUCCCCUCAAUCCUGACUCCAGAAGGAUUUAUAGUUCCCUCCAAACCUCGUCUCUGCCGUGUCUUAGGUCAAGCGCAGCGGGAGCGCAGUUUUGGUCAAUUUGAGAUUAUUUAUGGCACCGAUGCGGUAGUGAUCUUUUAAGGGGGGACGAAAAGAGAUCAAUAGAUUUAAAAAAGCAUUGUGUUCGUUUUGUGAACAGUCCCGGAGGUUUAACCGACAGGAGGGAUGGAGACAGUGUGGAGACGGGGAGGCGCGCCGUUGGACUGUUGCCUCUGGAAGACGCUGCUGCUGCUUCUCCUCCUGUGGAAAGUGUCUGAGAGCCAAGCAGGAGCAGGACUAGGAGGAGGGCCAGACUCCCCCCAGCCCCGUUUCUCCUCCUCCCUCCCCACCUACCUCCCUGUCCAAUGCCAGCUGAGUGGCGCUGACUCUGCGUUCUUCCUGCGGGAAGCCAAUCAAGAGGUGAUGAGGAAUGGCAGCCUAUCACAGCGGACCGAGCCCUUCUUCCUCCACCAGCUGGAGCCGGGCGUCGCAACUCAAUCCCUGCCCAGCGUCAACUGCAGCUACGGCAACAUGAGUAUCGAACAGCCAAUCCCGGUGGAGCUGCUGCAGGGGCCAGCUCCGCAUCUGCUGCCAACAACUAAUCAUGUAACCCUGAACUGGAAGGUCAAAGGUCAAGUGGUGGUAUCCAAAGUGGGGUCAACACGGCCCUGGAUACAGGUACUCUUUUACCUGGUAGGGAGGCGCUGGGAUGAGCCUGACCCUCCUCCCCCAGCCCUCCUCCCAUGUGUCAGAGCCUUAGCCAUCCGCGACACCAGUGAAGCAGCACCCUCAGCGGGCUGCCGGCUCAUGGGGCCAUCUGGCAUCUGUGUGGUCCGUCUGGAGCUCCCUCCAGCUUGGUUUACACCCCCACAAGUGCGAAAAAGACCUCCUGAAGUGAUUCUGCAGUCAGUGGAUGUGUAUUACUCAAUCAUACCAGUGGAGGGGGCUGGUCAGGAGUGUCCCUCCAUUGUUAACGAGCCGUGGAAAGGUCAAACAAACGUCGGCCCUCUUGGAGUGCUGGGAUUGGGCCUCGGGGGACAGUGGAGCCCCCUGGUGGAUGGGGGUCUUCAGGACAUGCUGAAAGCUGGGUCUGUUGGAUUGACAGUUGGCCCGGUUUCAGCAAAAGGAGAAAAGCUGAGACUGGAUGAAAAUGUGGAGGUUCUGGUGCCACCCAGCCCCGUUCGGCUCGGCAAAACAGUGGCGUUUGGCGUCUACAUGAAGACAGAUUCAAACACGGAACAGUUCACAUUGAGGGUGUGGUUCCAGUCAGGCAUCAACUUUCUGGCGGUGAAACCCAGCAACUUGGUGGCGUGGGAGAUCAAACAGGAAAUGGCACCAGGCAGCAGUUCGUUGGCUGUGAUUUGUCAGAGAAAGGCGUACUCCACAGCAGAGAGAUUGGAAAGUCUGUCAUAUGAGGUGAUGCAGCUUGAAUUUGAGGUGGAUAACGUCAUCAACCUGGUGCCGACCCAGACUCUCCACUGGAAAGUUGAGUACCCGACAGGCUCACAGACAACCUCCAGGCAAACAGAGAAAGUCUCCCACCUCUACAUCAGCAAUGCCGACAUACAGGGCAUCGUACCGCUGGCUGAGGACACAGAGGUGGUGAACACAGCCAUACUUACAGGCCGGCGUGUUUCAAUGCCAGUCAAACUGGUUACUGUGGAAACAGAUGGACAGGUGAGGGAGGUGGACGACUCGGUCACCUGCAGCUCGACAGAUGUGGAUGUGGUCAAGGUUUCACCGAACUGUGACCAGGUUUUGGUGAAUGGUAAAGAAAUGCGCGGUCGGCAGUCUCUGGCGGUAAACUUCACCUACCUGCACCUCUCGGCUCAGCUGCUGCUCACCGUCUGGGUGCCAAAGCUUCCCCUGCAGAUAGACGUGUCAGACACUGAGCUGAGCCAGGUUAAAGGAUGGAGGGUUCCCAUCAUCACUAACAAAAGACCUACGAGAGACAGUGAAGAUGAUGAGGAUGAUGAGAGGAAGGGCAAAGGCUGCACCCUACAGUACCAGUAUGCUCUAGUCCGAGUCCUUACCCAUUUUGUGGCAGAGCCCUCUGACCCAGGAGGAGAGAUGGUCUACAUGUUAGGAGCAGACUGGCAGGCAGAUAUCACUCAUUUGGUGUUGGACCAGCUGAAGGUGGAAGAUCCUCGUAUUGCACGACUAAUAGAUGGUCGUAUCUUGAUUGGGCGGGACCUUGGGAUAACCACCAUACAGGUUCUGUCUCCGCUGUCUGAUUCUAUCCUAGCUGAGAAAACUGUGACUGUGUUGGAUGACAAGGUCACGAUCACAGACCUGGGAGUGCAGCUGGUUGCUUCUCUGUCCCUCAGUAUGACACCCAGUCCUGGAAAUAGCCAAGCUAUACAGCUGACCACAACUGCUACAGACCUGCUGCAUAUACCUAAACAGGAAGCAGCUAUCAGUGCAUGGAUACAGUACAGUGACGGUUCAGUGACACCACUUGAUGUGUAUGAUCCCAAGGACUUUCUCCUCUCGGCUGUGUCACUGGAUGAAAAUGUGAUUUCCAUUAACAAUCAGGAGCAACACUGGCCCAUUGUCGUGGCAGAGAGUGAUGGACAGGGUGCUUUGGUUCGUGUAGAGAUGGUCAUAUCUGAGACCUGUCAAAAAUCUAAAAGAAAAAGUGUUCUGGCAUCUGGAAUUGGUAAUGUGAUGGUGAAGUUUGGAGCAAAGAAUGAGGACAGAGGUGGGAUGGGAAGAGGUGGACCAGACUACGAAGGAGGGAUGGACAACACCACCAAUGACAUACGAACAAAGGAUGGAGGGGAGUGGAAGGCUAAUAGUGCUGCUGCAGAUCGAGAGGAAGGAGCCAUGAGGAAGGUCAGCACAACAACCAAGAGCACAGUAACCCAUCGUGCUUCGGGGGGUAAAGCUGCCAGUGGAGGCAGCAGCAGCAGCAGAGGUGGGGGUCCAAACCAGGCAGGAGACUACAGCAGCUACCCAGCACAGGUGGAGGUACCAGGCACCGGAGAAAGUGAGCUUACCCAGACCACCAGAGGACUGUCAGACCUGGAGAUCGGGAUGUAUGCCCUACUGGGUGUAUUCUGUCUGGCAAUACUAGUCUUCCUCAUCAACUGUGUCAGCUUUGCUUUCAGAUACCGUCACAAGCAAGUCCCUGUGUUGGAGGCAGGAGGGAACAUGAACCACGCCCAUGACUGGGUGUGGCUUGGCAAUGAGGCUGACCUUCUAGCAGACCACUCUGACCAAUGCCAGGGAGGACUGCCAGAUGAAUGCACCACCAUCAUCGACCGGAACGAAGGUGGAUACGAAGAGAACAAGUACCUGCUGAACGGGGCAGGUAACACCUUGGUGCUGGGCACCGGCAUGGGCACCAUCAGUGGGAGUGGUGGCACAGGAGGCCACCGUGGCAUCACACAUGGACAAACCUUACCCAGAUCUGUCCAAGAACCACAUCAGUGCCUUUCAGCAAUCACUACUGGUGGCAAAAACGCCACCGGCCAAGCAGAGCAUCUGAAUAAUUCCCCUCGAUCGAAGGCUGCAGCUGCGGUGGCAGCCGCCAAACGCAAACGCGUCCAGUUCACUUCUUUUGCCACAGUUUUGCCCAAUGAUAAUUCAGUUGGGGGUGGCCCGUACGCUAACUCUUCAGCCCUCGUCACCAAUGGGAAUGAAGAUGACAUCAAGUGGGUGUGCCAGGAUAUGGACCUUGGUCAGUCUGAAAUCAGAACCUACAUGGAGCGGCUACAAGACAAUCUGUGACUGAUGGGAAAGAGACUGAGCAGUGGAGGGGCAGAGGACAAGGGCAGGAGGGGGAGGAUGGACAUUGAGUACAAUUCACCUGUAAUGCCUUUGCAAUGGAUGAAGGGAGGGAGAACAAAAGGUAUAAGAGGACAGUUAGGGAACUAAAAAUGCUGUGUGGCAGAGUUCAGAAGAUUUGAGGGAUGCUAAAACAUAGCACCCCUUUAGCUAUGGAAGCAUACUGUCAUUACUAGCUCACUCUGAAAUCAAUGGUAGCAAACAAUAAAUAACAAUUUGAGGUCUUUUUCUAUUAUUUAUGUGCAUAUAUUUGUGUAAAAAACAUUUAAGUUAAAGGUUAUGAAUGUUUAAUUUCAGAUUACUAGUAAACCAUUUUGCAAUACAGCCAAUUCAGGGUUUGUUAUUUGGACACAUUAUGAAGCCAAUGUACAUUUAAAUGAGGAUGCCAAGAACAUCAUUCUAGAUAUAUGUUUUACUCAUGUCUUAUUUUGCCAUGUUAUGCUGUGGCUGUUGAUAGAUCUACUUUUAAUAUAUAAAUUUGUCAUUUAUAGGCCAAGUCUGCUUUUGGUUGUACAAUGAAAUAAUGAUUACAUCACAUCAAAGACACAAGAUGUUUGUUUUUGUUUGAUCAUGGGACCCAUUUGUCUUUGGCAUUGUUCAUAAGUAAAGUGUGACAUGUAAAAAAGUUAUAACUCCAAGUACUCAACUUUGAAGUCAGGCACUAUUGGGAUUUUGUCAUUCAGCACUGAAUACAUGCAAUCUUGGUUUUUCCUCAAAUAAACGAAUGUGUCUAGAGUUGGGAUUUGAUAUAAAAGACGGUUUCUCCCUUGGAUCCAGGACAGAGGCAUUUAAACUUGCACAAUAACAAACAGGAAAGGACAUCAGCCAUAUUCUGGGCUUACUUCCUGUUUCCUGAAACCUUCCAGCUAAUGGCGGCUCUCUCCCUGUGUUCAGAACCAAUCCUGUCCCCCCCCUGGGCCCCUCACACCUUGACUGGGAUUAGCAGUAAGAACUUCAUGAACUAAAGUCCACAGUGAACUACUGUGACAGUAAACAAAGGCGGCACUGACUGAGGAGUCUUGUGUCAAAGGAGACUGCUUGGGAUUUGCAAAGUCUGACUGAACAUUUAAAAAUGAGGAUAAUUUAAGCAGAAACCACAAGACAGAGCAGAGUACCAAGAGUACACGGAGAAAACAGGAUUAUACUGAAUGACAUCUCAAUGCAAAGAAAACAGAGUGACACUCUUGAUUUUCUCUUGACUAGAUAUGGGUUCAUGAAACAUAUUCUUGCUGAAUAUAAUUGUAUAUUUUGUUUUCCUUUGGUUUGUCCCUUUUGAUAAUAGAAUGUUUUAUCUUUUCCCUAAUUACAUUUUUCCUCAUUUGGGAAGGUAUUAAUUGUAGCUUUUUUUUUCAGAGAUUUAUUAAGACUUUGAGGAUAUAUGAUUCUUUCUGUUUCUCCUAGAGAUCUAUUUAUUUAAGUUAACAUUACAGAGGGUGAGGAAGGGAAGAAAGGCCAAGGGCAAAGAGUGAAUAAUGAACCUGCUGGUGAAUGAUAGCACACAGGAGAAGUAGAUAAAGGAGGGAGACAGAACAGGCAGAGGUUGCCUCACCUUCGUUAAGCUCAGGUGACGAGUCAAGAAGAACCGACAAUAACUGCGGAGAACUGUAAGAUUGUUAAG
This is a messenger RNA of Cheilinus undulatus (humphead wrasse), 5501 nucleotides long. Its product is annotated as transmembrane protein 132C. Lineage: Eukaryota; Metazoa; Chordata; Actinopteri; Labriformes; Labridae. The record is from RefSeq and is a predicted model, not a curated record. The coding region runs from base 281 to 3826 and encodes 1181 amino acids. The transcript is spliced from 16 exons.